GUCAGUGACAGUGAUAAAUACGCCGACCUCUUGGUGUUCGGAUAUGCCUGCAAAGUGUUUCGAGAUGACGAACGGGCUCUUUACCACGAGCAUGGAAAACAUCUUAUCCCAUGGAUGGGGGACAAGAGCAUCCUGAUCGAUAGGUCGGUUGAACAAACUUAGACUGAAAACAUUCUUACUAACCAAAUAUCUCCUGUCCGUUAGCCUAUCUCAAACAUGUUAAAGACCACUGUGGAGUUUGUCUUGCAGAAGUCUGGGGAAUAAAACAUUUGCAAUUAUCAACGAAUGUUUGAUUUUAUGCUUGUAAUUAUAUCUAUGGUCGUCUUGACAUGGCAACAGAACAAAUUUGAAGUUUGUACCUUAACAUGUGAAAAUGCAAUUCCAGGGCUAACGGUAGCCACGCUGCUAAACCACUAACUAAGACAAAAUACUAAGAACUAAUGUGGUGGUUUUAGUUACAUUAGUUAAAACCACAUGCAUUACAAAUAGACCUAGCAAAGGAUGCUGUAAGUGAAACUACAGUGUUCUUUUUUGUUAAGCAAGCAAACAUUCUACAGUCCUCUUGGUCAUCCUGGCUCGACAAAUGCAACUCCAAGCAUUUCAAAAAGUUGUCUAGCUUCAGAUAGCAUUUACACUCAAUACAGUUCUUUUUUUAAAAAUGCCUUGUUUGAUGAUUGUGGCCAGAAGUCUAUAUGCAUCAUUAUUUUAGGUAGACAAUACAAAAGAGACUUGGCAGUGGUCAGCUUUGAGUGAGAUUUUGCAUUUUCACACGUUAACAGAAUUUCCUCUGGAAGAGUUUUCUCCAUGCCGACUUUGUGGUAAAAAAAAAUAAAUGGCUGUAUCAAACUAUGACACAGUAUUUCUGUCUUUUUAAUAAUAAGCAUUCACACAAAAAACAGAUGGAGUUAAAACUGAAGUGGUUGGUUGUGAAGCUUUGUGUAAACCGUAAGACCAGAGCAAAUUCUAACAAUGACUGAAGUUGCUGUGGUUAAGGUGAUUUAAAAAAAAAUCAAAGGAAAACACUUUAGAACAAUUAGACAAAGUUUGUCUGGUGUGGUCCUAUUUGCUUGCUUGAGUUCUUUCAAUUAUUUGGUAAUGUUGCAUUACCAAAACCCAAUCAGCACUACUACCAAAUUUAACUAAUUAAGCAAUUAGCCUAACCUAAUCAUCUUAACCUGCAGUGACCCCACCUGUGUUUUAUCUGUACAGCUUUUGUAUGUGUGUCUUUAUCACAUAACCCAGUUUUCCCCCAGCAAGGUAGGCUAAGGGGUCCUGCCAAAACCCCGAAUGCCAACUUCGGCACUUCUUUGUCUUCAUGAAGAAGCCUCAGCUGGGAUGUGGCGUAGAGGGACGAACCUUGGAAAAUGUCAUCCAUUUGGGUUCUUACGGAUAGAUACGAUGGACGUGGUCACUUGCAUGACCUCUCAGAAUAUGACAGCGGGUCAUGGAAUACGUCCUACCAGCUGUCAGAAGAAGAGGCCAGAAUUGAGGCGCUGUGUGACGAGGAGCGAUACCUGGCUCUGCACACUGACCUGCUGGAAGAAGAGGCCAGACAAGAGGAGGAGUACAAACGUCUGAGUGAAGCUUUAGCAGAUGAAGGCUCCUACACCGCAGUGGGCUACAAAUACACAGCGGACUACUACGACCCAUCACAGCCUACAGAAGAAGAGGAUGCAAAGAGAGAAGCAGACGAAGCAGAACCUGAGGAGAGUGAGGAGCCGUUUGUUGCUCCCACAGGGCUGGACAUCCCCCCUGAUGUGGAACUGCCAGCAACCGUUAAGACCCAUAACAUCAUCGAGAGGACAGCCAGCUUUGUGUGUCAGCAGGGGAUCCAGUUUGAGAUCGUGCUAAAAACCAAACAGGCCAGCAAUUCCCAGUUUGACUUUUUGCGCUUUGACCAUUAUCUCAAUCCUUAUUACAAACACAUCCUGCGGGCCAUGAAGGAUGGUCGAUACAACCUUGCCUCCACCAAGAAGCAGGAGGAGUCUCAGGAGCAAACCUCUGAUGAUUCAGAUGACGACGGAGAUGGGAACUACCUUCAUCCCAGUCUGUUUGCUCCUAAAAAGUGCUCUCGUCUGGAGGAACUGGUUAAGCCUCUUAAAGUCAUAGACCCUGACCACCCUCUGGCUGCUCUUGUACGAAAAGCACAGCAGGAAAGAAAUGGCAUGGCCGUGGUUGAAAACAAGCCAGAGGAAGUAACAGAGCCAGCUGCACCCACCACACAGGCACAUUACACAGCUGAACCAAUGUAUUAUGGCUACUACAUGCUCCCUGACGGAACGUACUGCAUGGCCCCGCCGCCCCCCGGGGUAGAUGCAAACUCCUACUACAGCAACAGCGUGUCCUCAGCCACGGUGACGGCUCCCUCUACUGCUGCUGGAGUUUUGCCUAAUGCAGGCACCACAGUCGCCCCCCCUGAGACUGUCACCCCCACACCACAAUCUACAGCUUCCUCUCAGGUCACCGCUUCUGCUGCUCCAACGAGUGCUGUUGAAACAAGUUCCAAAAACAAAGCUCAGCCAAGCUCAACACAAGUGGCUGCAGCUAUCAUCCCUCCGCCCCCUGACCUCCAGCCAGUCAUCGACAAACUGGCUGAGUACGUCGCAAGGAAUGGCCUAAAGUUUGAGGCCAGUGUCCGUGCCAAGAACGAUCCACGAUUUGAAUUUCUCCAGUCCUGGCAUCAGCACAACACUUAUUAUGAGUUCAAGAAAAAUUACUUCUUGCAAAAGGAAGGAAAAGCAUGUGCUGAGAGUGGAGCAGAAGAAGGCGACGACAAGCUCCAGUCAGACAUGAUGGACGAUGACUCCAAGCUGAGCAAAGUCGCAGCCUCUUUCGCGCCCAUCUCUUUUGCUAUCAAGGCAAAGGAAAAUGAUUUACUCCCACUGGAAAAGAACAGAGUACGACUGGAUGAUGACUCAGAUGAGGACAAGCAACUGCUGGAGGAGGAAGCGCUGGCAGCUGUGAUGGUGGGAUCAGAUGUGAUUGACAAGGAAUUGGUCCCGCCUAGUGUUCCGGAGGAGAAGAGACCCAGCCUCAGCUUGGAAGAGCUGGAGGCAAAACAAGCCAAGCAGAAACUGGAGGAUCGUCUGGCAGCUGCAGCCAGGGAGAAGCUGGCCCAGGCGUCAAAGGAGUCAAAAGAAAAACAGCUACAGGCUGAGAGGAAGAGGAAGGCAACGCUGUUCCUCCAGACCCUGCGCACCCCCUCAGCUGGAGAGCCUGGGGCUAAGAGAGCGGAACUGGAUCCUUCUGUGCAGCUCGAGAUGCAAGAGGCCCUUUCUGCUCUGUCUGACCUUGUGCCGUCACAGAUGUCCUCUACACCAUCUCUGUAUUACCAGGAUCAGAUACCCCCCAAAGAGAACCAGGGAUCCCAUCGCAGCAAGGACGCCCCCUCGGCGUCCUCAUCUUCAUACAGAGGGACAGAACGUGACAGAGACAGAGACAGAGACAAAGACAAUAUAAGGGAGAGGGACAGAGAGAGGGACAAAGAAAGAGAUAGAGAAAAAGACAGGGAUAGAGACAGAGUUAGGGAUAGAGACAGAAACAGAGACAGGAACAAAGGAAGAGACAAAGACAAAAAGAAGAAAAAGCACAGGAGGAGGUCAAGGUCGAGAUCAAGAUCAAGAUCAAGGUCGAAGAACAAACACUCUCUACCCAGUGCCUACAAAAGAUCUCGCAGGUCACGAUCCCGUUCACACUCCCCCGGGAGAAGAGACAGGAGGAGAAGUCAAGAGAGAGAUAGGGAUCGGCAUCGUCACAGUCGCAGCAGUAUACCCAGGGGGCGCUCCAGAUCCAGAUCCCCUGCUGACAAACGGAGGAGCUCCUUGUCAGGACAGACCCAAACUGUCGGGGCCUCUUUCUCUCCUUACUCCUCACCAGGCAGGGUUCUGUCUCAGUCGGCAAGUCCUGCUUCCAGCCAGACAUAUUCUAGGGGGGGCUCUCAGGAGAAAGACAAGGCAGUGUCCUCAUCCAUUGUGUCCUCAGUUCAGUCCAAAAUAACUCAGGAUCUAAUGGCCAAAGUGCGAGCCAUGCUCGCCACUUCCAAGACCUUCCAAUCUUCUAACUCCUAACGAGGACGUAAGUUCUGAUCUGACACGACCGCCUCAACCAACCAGUGAGCUGCAGUUUUUAGAUUUUGAGAUGUUAUUUAGAUCCGAUUCUUUGUUGUUGUUUUUUUCUAAAAUUCUGACAGUUUCAUGUGAUUUAAAUUUUGGCUGCAGCAUCGCCUCACAAAAACAACUCUGAAUCUGAGAAAUCAGAUUGAAGAUCACAUUGGCGGUUAACAUUUUUUGAUGCAGGGGAGAUUUAAGUAAACCAUAUGAUUUUCUUCAACCCGAUGAAAGAGACGUGGCUUCUCCUCCUCCGUGUUGACAGUCAUUCUCUGCAGCAUCACCUCCUGCUGACGGAGGUCCUUACUUUCUUUCCUUCUGUGAAGGAUUGCGCCGAUAAUAUCAGUUUCUUGCCUCCUCAUCUGCUACUCUCUGCUCUUGUGUCUUUUCUCAACACAGCCAUCUGGGGAGCAGUUUUAUUUUUUUGAUUCUGACCUUCAUACUCUAUCGUGUGGCCUUCUCUCUCUCAAUUUUGUGUUUUUAUUUUAUUUUAUUUUUUUUUUUUGUUUGUUUUUUGUUUCCAGUUUGUCCUGGAAUGAUUGAUUGCCGUACUUCUUUCUCAUCAAAUUGUUAAAUAAAGUUUCAAGCCUCUUUAAUUAUCUUCUUCUACUUGACAAACUUGAGUGUCUGUGUGUGUGUGUGUGUGUGUCUGUCUCUCUGUCUCUCUGUCUGCGGGAGUUAUAAUGGACAUAAAACUAAAGCAACUGACUCAAAAUCCCAUUCGUUGAACAGUGAUAAGAUGUGUAACGCGUCCGAUAUCAGCAGCGGCGCUGAUAAUCUUGACAAAUACAUCAGUCGAUCAGCUGAUGUCCUCUGGCUACUACCUGCCGUUCACCAGGUACAGAACCUGUCGGGAGAUUCUGUCUUGAAUAAGCCUCAGGCUGCUCGUAACAGAUUAAAUAUUGGAUAGAUACGGGGCAUCAGAAUGAUCAAUACAAUAACAAGAUGGAAAAAAAAUGGAGAUGGUUAAUGGUGGUUCUUAAUUCAUCUUUAAUCUCCCUUUAAUCUUUUAAUAAUUAAAAACGAAAGAUAAGUUAGUUCAUCUCCAGUUGACUGAAAAAGCUUUCAAAACAGCACACAAUAAAAAAAGUAACCAAGUAUCUCUAUAAUAAAUAAAAAAGUAUUAAAUAAACAGCAGAAAAUGUCAUUAAAUAGGAAAAGCAAAAAAAAAAA
Molecule: messenger RNA, 5279 nt
Organism: Cynoglossus semilaevis (tongue sole)
Lineage: Eukaryota; Metazoa; Chordata; Actinopteri; Pleuronectiformes; Cynoglossidae
Gene: sfswap
Product: splicing factor SWAP
Exons: 19
Coding region: 1365-4067 (900 amino acids)
Biological process (GO): RNA processing; mRNA 5'-splice site recognition
Molecular function (GO): RNA binding
Source: RefSeq, a predicted model, not a curated record